AACUAUCUGCCUCUUUUCCCCUUGAUUCUUGAUUCUGUUCGAGUAUUAGCGAAAGAAGACACCCCUGUGAUAAGAUGCAUAUGACUGGGGUGGCCUCAUUGGCCGGUCUCCUCCUGGCGGUGACCUUUUGUAAUGCAACGACCUUGGACCCUCUAUGGACUGCUGGGGAGCGGGGACCAGAUCCAAGUCUGGUUACUCCUCAAUGUGUGGACGCUGGCGACUGCAACAUGUGUAAGUUCUUUGGGUGGAUCGCUCAUCGUCAGAACUGCGAUGCCAGCGUCACGGAGUUGCUGAACCGUUACUGCGUGGCCACUGAUGCUAACUACAACUCCCUCUCCAGUACCGGAAAGGAGUACGCCACCUUAGUCAAAGCCUGCCAGAUCAAAGCUUUGAUUCCCUUCUACGGAACGUCUGCCGGAACUUGCUCCAAAAUUGAGUCUGUUGCGCAGCUCUCGUGGUUCGGCACGGCUGGUUCUCAUCUGAGCUGUCUCUUCCAGCAAGGUCUUCUCUGUGACCUCAUUAAGAACGAUCAGGACUUAGAAGUUUACUGGCAAAUUUAUGAAGAAUGUACCACUCCCGAAUCUGAGGCGAUAAUAACCUUCAUGCAAUCACUGGCCAAAGGAAAGUGUGAUGCCGCAGCCAGCAACAACCUGGAGGAUUUUAUUCAAGACAAAUUUGACCAGCCAGACCCUAACCAACCACCAGCCAAUCCCCCAGCACCAUCGAGACGACCACCAGGCAAUAACUCACCAUCGAGACGACCACCAGGCAAUAACCAGCCAUCGAGACGACCACCACCCAGUAACCCAGACCCUUGGACACCAGAACCAGCCAUUACCCCAGACCCAUGGCCUCAACCUCCCGCACGUCCCUCACCUCGACCUCGACCUCCUGUAAGACGCCCAAAUAAAAACAAGAACAAAAACAAAAACAAGAACAAGAACAAGAACAAGAACAAGAAUAAGAAUAAGAACAAGAAUAAGAACAACAAAAACAACAAUAAGAAUAAUAAUAGACGGCCAACUCCCCCUACUCCUAGGGUUCCUCCCCCUUACAACCUUCACUACUGGUAAACGGGUGGAUAAGCAGACCCCACAGUUUGUAAAAUGUUUGUUUGAGUUUUAUUUGAAGUCGGCAGAGAAUACCCAUGUAUGAGCUUAAGAAUCAGUCCUUCUGGUUCGACGCUGUUAAUUUUGUCCUUUUUUGGAGAUGAACGUAUCUGUGCGCUUGUUUUACUGCGUUCGAAAUAAAUUCUGCUUUGCUAUUAUUAAUUCA
Liolophura sinensis is the source of this 1275-nucleotide messenger RNA. RefSeq lists its product as uncharacterized. The transcript has 4 exons. The coding region runs from base 75 to 1073 and encodes 332 amino acids. NCBI's taxonomy places the organism in Eukaryota, Metazoa, Mollusca, Polyplacophora, Chitonida, Chitonidae. The record is from RefSeq and is a predicted model, not a curated record.